UUAGCAGUUUUCCUUAGAUGCAGGAUUUCUGAUCGCAAGCAGCAUCCAGAAUUGAUCAGCAAGCGUGGAUUCGCUGCAAACGGAGCAUAGGAGUUCAACUUUAGCAGAAGUUGAUUUAGUUGGUUGAAUUUGGCAAUGGAAUCCAUUAGGGAUGAGGCCUUACGGAUUAAAGAGCUUGCCGAAAAGAAAUUUAUCGAAAAGGAUUAUGUAGGUGCGAAGAACUUCGUAUUGACGGCACAGAAUCUCUUCCCCUCGCUCGACGGAAUCAGCCAAAUGAUAACUAUCUUAGAUAUUUAUCUCGCAUCAGAAGCUAAACUCAAUGGGGAGAAGGAUUGGUAUGGAAUCCUCCGUGUUAAUGCUUCCGCAGAUGAAGAAACAGUGAAGAAUCAUUACAGGAAGCUGGCUCUUAUGCUUCAUCCUGAUAAGAACAAGUCUGCAGGCGCCGAGGGCGCUUUCCAGCUUGUUUCUGAGGCUUGGAGCGUGCUUUCUAACAAAAAUCAGAAAAUGGCUUACGACCUGAAGAUAUACGGCAAAAGUUCUCAUCAGCGAAGUCUGCAAGAUAAUAAGGAUUCUUCAGCUCCAGGUUUCGAUUGUAAUGGAUUUUACCAGUUUUCGAACAAUGUUACUAAUAAGAAGAGAACGAAGCAGAGCAGCUCUACAAAGCCUCCCUUGUGUCCCCCACUUCAGACAUUUUGGACCUCUUGUGCUGCCUGCUGUAUGCAAUAUGAAUACCACAGGAUGUAUCUUAACAAAAGUCUGCUAUGUCCCAAAUGCAAGCAGCCAUUUUUAGCCACGGAGCUGCCUGCUCCACCAAGUGGACUUGGUAAUCCUCUAUGGUCCGUUAAACAGCAAAAUCAGAAAGCGAAACAUAGGAGCUCGUAUAAGAAUGCAUCUAGUCAUUCGGGAAUGGGAGCUUCGGGUUUCCAGCAUGGAUCGAGUAACGAAUUAUUUGCUAAUCAGAACAUCCAGUGGGCACCAUUUUCUGGAGCUGGCACUAAUGGCCUCUCUUCUGGUACUAAUGUGGUUCAUCAGGAAUAUAAAGUGAAAAGGCAGCGAGAAGAAGCACAUACAACGGUUAAAUGGGAGGAAUCGCAAUCUAUGCACAAAAAGUUGUCACGGAGGGCUGAAAUUGGUUCUGGAAGUGUUAAUACUGUAAUUGUGUCGGAUAAUCAUGCAACUAAAAGAACAGGCACUGGAGAUGAUUUGGGAAACAACAAUUUUGUAGAUAAGGUUGCCUCAGAUAUGGGAUGUAGCAGAAAUACUGUUUCGGAAACAGAAAAAGGCAGUUGGUUUUAUAGCAAUUCCCUUAAAUCUAGAUUGAACUCGAGGUCUGCAAACUUUAACAGAGCUUACACCCAUGUGGAUGUUCGAGCAAUAUUAAUAGAAAAGGCUAAGGAUGCAAUACUGAAGAAACUUAGAGAAUUAGAUUUAGCUGAUGCUGCAAAGGCUAAGGAUAAUGAUAGGAUGAGGAAGAAGACAAAGCUUAAAGAUGUUAAAUUGACCAAAUUAGCUGAUAGAAAAAAUGCAAAAUACAAAGUUCAGCGUGAUUCUGCUAAUUUUCAAAUUAUUGGAAGCUCAAGGGGCAGCAAAUUUGGUCCUGUAAAAGAACUUUCCCAAAAGAAUUUUAGUGAUGAUCCACGCAAGCAAGUAAAUCACCAUUUAACAAUAGAUGUUCCUGACCCAGAUUUUCAUGAUUUUGAUAGUGAUCGAACCGAAAAUGCUUUCGAAGCUGAUCAGGUAUGGGCUACAUAUGACGAUGACGAUGGCAUGCCUCGGUAUUAUGCAUUUAUUCAAAAGGUUUUAUCUGCUAAGCCUUUCAAGGUCCGUAUGAGCUUUCUCACAUCAAAAUCCAAUGUGGAGUUUGGGGCCUUAGAUUGGGUUAGUAGGGGCUUUCCCAAAACAUGUGGAGAUUUUAGAGUAGGGAGAUAUGUGGUUGCCAAUAGGAUUAAUAUUUUUUCACACCGUGUUAAGUGGGAAAAAGGAUUCCGUGGAGUAAUCAAAGUUCUUCCAAGAAAAGGUGAUAUUUGGGCCUUAUAUCGAAAUUGGAGUCCUCAUUGGAAUGAGCUUACUCCCGAUACUGUGAUCCACAAGUAUGAAAUGGUGGAGAUACUUGAAGAUUAUGAUGAAGAUGAAGGAAUCUCAGUGGUACCCUUAGUGAAGGUUGCGGGAUUUAAAACUGUUUUUUUACGGCAUAUGGAUCCAAAAGAGAAUAAGAAGCUACGAAAAGAAGAAAUGUUUCGGUUUUCGCAUCAGGUGCCUUCUUAUUUGCUUACUGGUGAAGAGGCUCAUAAUGCUCCGAGGGAUUGCCUUGAGCUGGACCCAGCAGCUACUUCUCUGGAGCUACUUCAGGUUCUCACAGAAACAAAGGAUGAGGAUGCAGUGAAUGAUGAUGAAAGGAAGUUGGCUGAUAAUGGAGUUUCUUGGUCUGAUUUCUGUUCUAAUGUCUGUGAUUGAUGCUUAUUAUUCAUCAACGGUUAGGGAUUUGCCAACCUGUACUCCUAUUCGGCUUUGUGGGAUAUCUCAGGAUCAUUUAUCAUUAUUUUCGGGUGUCUAACUUGAAUUUAAUUCGCUGUACAAAGUUGUUUAGGAGUAGAAGGUAUCUGAAGUCAGCUUGUUUAAGAUCAUUCAUUCAAAUGAUGGAGUUCUGGUGUCCCUCGGGAAGUCAUUCUUCCGCUUAUCGUAGCUUAUUUGGAUUGAAGAAAGCUUCUACCAUCUUCCACCUAUGGCCUUUUUCCUUUUCCUUUCUCUUUCUUUGGGUUCUUAAUCAGCUGGAAGCAGGCGAAGGCUGCUGAACUGGUAUCAUUGAAUUGUUUGAUCAAUAGGCUGAUGACUGAUUGAUCACCAGUCAAGAUGAGGAGGAAGAAGGCAAAAGGAAUCAAUCAUAUACACCUAUUACUAUUGCACUGUUGUAGAAAUCCUUUAUUUUUCAAAUUCUUUUGCUUAUUUUCUCUAUAUAUAAUUAUGAUUUUAGUCUGGGCUUAUGUGGUUAAUCUGAUGAAAUAUUGUGCUAAAUAUG
Phalaenopsis equestris is the source of this 3016-nucleotide messenger RNA. RefSeq lists its product as uncharacterized. The transcript has 4 exons. The record is from RefSeq and is a predicted model, not a curated record. NCBI's taxonomy places the organism in Eukaryota, Viridiplantae, Streptophyta, Magnoliopsida, Asparagales, Orchidaceae. The coding region runs from base 136 to 2454 and encodes 772 amino acids.